Molecule: messenger RNA, 2061 nt
Organism: Syngnathus typhle (broad-nosed pipefish)
Lineage: Eukaryota; Metazoa; Chordata; Actinopteri; Syngnathiformes; Syngnathidae
Product: transmembrane protein 26-like
Exons: 6
Coding region: 113-1075 (320 amino acids)
Source: RefSeq, a predicted model, not a curated record
UUUCUUUUCUUUUUUUUGCGUGUGUGCGAGUGCCACAAACUUCAUCGUGCAUGUCGAGUUUGUCAGUCAGGAGUGUGCACGGUACCGGCUCGAGGAGGGGGGAAGGAAAAAGAUGAUGCUGAGCGUGUUGAAGUUUACGUGCGCCAUUGUGACCAGGGCGCUCUUUCUCUUCGUGUCGCUGGCGGGUGUGUGGCGGGUGACGUGGGUGAAGGGGGACAACAUUUUCUGGCUGCUCACGCUGCUCUUCGUGCCGCUGCUGCUGGAGAUGAUCGUCACGCUGAAGAGGAGAAAAGGUCAAGAUUACAAAUGGUUUUCCCCUCCCAUCUUUCUCUUUCUGAUCAGUAUCAUCCCCUCCAUUUGGAUCCUGGAGCUCCACUACCAGCAGGACAAAGCUGGCGACCCUCAGUGCAAGAAGCUCGACUCGUGGGAGAACGUGAAACGAGUGAUCACCCUGAACGAGACCACGGGGGAAAACCUCACGUACCAGAACUACCUUGAGAACAUCAACCAGGCGUUGUGCUCCAAUGAGUGGAUCCUCGCUCUUCAUCAGAUCCUGCUUAUUCUCCUCAUCGUGGGAAAGUGGCUCCUGCCCCUGGGGGGCGGCGUCACCAGGGACGAACUCUCCCAGCUCCUUCUGAUCUUCGUCGGAACGGCGGCGGACAUCCUUGAAUUCACGAGUGAGACGCUGUCAGAUGUCAAAGAGAACAGUCCUCAGUUGGUCUAUAUCAUCUUAGCUGUAUGGACGUGGAGCAUGUUGCAGUUUCCUUUACAUUUGGCUGUGGUGAACUCCAAGUCAGACUCGGUGGACGAGCAGGAUGUACGAGAGGUUUCCCUUCUGACCAAACACAGCACGGACAUCUGGAGUAUUGUGGAGGCCUUGUUUAUCCAGGACGGCCCCUUCCUGAUGGUGCGACUCACUGUCAUGACCUUCUUCGACGUCUUCCACCAAAUGCUGGUCUUCUUCGCCAUCAAGAACUUCCUGGUGGUCAUUUUGAACGUGUACAGGCUGGCCGUCAUCUGCCAGGACUUCAGACCUUCUCGGCGUGGCAGUGGCCUGGGCACUACCAUCCCGUAAUUAGGUGGAAUCAAAUCUCCAGGGCAAAAGGGAAACCAAGUGAUUCUUGACUGUAUUGAUUGCACGGUAAUACUUUUGCUUUGUCUUCAUUAGUCCCUCAAAGUCACUUCCCCAGAAACUCUUUUAAACCAUGUCCCUGCACUUGACGCCACAUUCAAUCUCCAUGCUUAAUCCUUCUGUUGCUAAAGUUAAAGUCCCAAUGAUCGUCACACACACAUCUGGGUGUGGUGAAUUUUGUCCUCUGCAUUUUACCCAUCCCCAUGUGAUUCUGAUCCAUCCCCUGGGGGAGAGGGGAGCAGUGAGCAGCAGCGGUGCCGCGCUCGGGAAUCAUUUGGAGAUCUAACCCCCCAAUUUCAACCGUUAAUGCUGAGUGCCUAGCAGGGAGGCAAUGGGUCCCAUUUUUAUAGUCUUUGGUAUGACCCGGACGGGGUUUGAACCCACAACCUUCCAGUCUCAGGGCGGACACUCUACCACUAGGCCACUGAGCUGGUUGUACAGAUUGAUAAAUUCUCAUCAAGGAUUGGACUGGAGUAACCGGUGGUGCUAAAACUGAAGACACCAGCAGACCAACUGGAAAAGAGGAAGCGGGACAGGAAAAAAAAGGAGUGUCUGUUGGUUUCUGGAUCCUUCUGAAAGUGUGUCAGCACAACAGAAAAAGCGAAAUAAAAAUAGUCGUCAAGCCCUGAUAAGAUAAGACUUUCUGUUCCAAUUCUUGCAGUCUGAGCAUGAAGGUUCGAAGACAUGGGAAAGCGUCUUGUCAGUGCUGACGGCAUUGGGAGAUUGGACCAAGCGUUUGAACUCAGUCAGGAAGGUGAAACAGAUCAUACUCACGCGUAAACACCGGUUAAUUAAAGUAUUUCAUCUAAUGCUGACUCAGAUGGUUCAUUCCUGUUUUUAGCAAGACAGUAACACAAUUGUCAAGCAUUGGUUGUUUUUAUAUCUGCUAUAAAAAGACAAAUAGCACAAUAAAAAUCUCCUGAAAGUGA